AUGACCUUCGAGCUGCGUACGCUAAAACAAUAUCAUCUCGAACCAGUCUGUGCGUCAGCUAAUUCCUCCAGGGCCCUGCGCAUCAUUUCGGAACGUUCUACCAAGGGAGAUACCCGUGACUUGCUAUUGGAGGAACUUGCAUCCAGGAACAAAGUUCAACAGCGGCGAGCUCUGAAUGCAUUGAACUUUUUGGUUUCCAACCGAGCCCGUAUGCUACAAACCCGCUUUAUUUUCACAGUACAUGGAUGUUCAUACUAUUCUGCAGUCACUCGAACCUCGAUUUGCUCUCGACUCGCCGACGUACCCACCUUUACCGCCAUCAUAAACUGCCUUUGCAACCUACUAGAAGAACACGUGGAGAAGACAUCUACGACUAAUUCGCCCAUUUUGCCCAAGACACGGCCAAUGGGAGAGAAGAAGGCUCUGAAUAUUCUGAAUGUCUUGUUGCCAGAGAACAUACCAGGCGCAUUGGAAGCGGGGAUCAUCAGCCGAUGGCUCUGCAGGUAUCCAUUCCCAUGUGCAAUAGCCGAGCCUUCUCGCCGGCGGGACGUGGUGAUCCUCAUGAAAACAUGGUGGUCGGAUGACGUAGUCAUGAGCUCAAUUUUCAGCUCGCUUUCCUCGCACCCGGAUGGGAUCAAGCAGCUGCGGAAACAUGGGCUGAUGGGCAGCAUGAUCGAAGAAAAUGACCAUGACGAUGAGGACGACGGGGACAGCGAUGUGUGGAUGGUAGAUGCGGAUGAGGCGGGUGGAUCUUUUGGACGAACUCCUUCACGUAGACUUCAGGAGGGGAGUCCCGAAGAGCAGGCACUUCGCCGACGUAGGAGAGAAGCUAUGGUUUUGAGCGACGGUGGACGGCCAAUUGGAAAUGACGACAUAAUCCAACGACCUAUUGAUUGA
This is a messenger RNA of Penicillium mononematosum, 897 nucleotides long. RefSeq lists its product as uncharacterized. NCBI's taxonomy places the organism in Eukaryota, Fungi, Ascomycota, Eurotiomycetes, Eurotiales, Aspergillaceae. Bases 1 to 897 code for a protein of 298 amino acids. The record is from RefSeq and is a predicted model, not a curated record. The transcript has a single exon.